This is a messenger RNA of Lottia gigantea (owl limpet), 279 nucleotides long. RefSeq lists its product as hypothetical. NCBI's taxonomy places the organism in Eukaryota, Metazoa, Mollusca, Gastropoda, Lottiidae. The annotation marks the transcript as partial. The record is from RefSeq and is a predicted model, not a curated record. The transcript has a single exon.
AAUUUCUGUAAUAUUUCAAUGAUAUUCUGUAAUAUUUCAAUGAUAUUCUGUAAAAUAUCAAUGAUAUUCUGUAAUAUUUCAAUGAUAUUCUGUAAUAUUUCAAUGAUAUUCUGUAAAAUAUCAAUGAUAUUCUGUAAUAUUUCAAUGAUAUUCUGUAAUAUUUCAAUGAUAUUCUGUAAAAUAUCAAUGAUAUUCUGUAAAAUUUCAAUGAUAUUCUGUAAAAUAUCAAUGAUAUUCUGUAAUAUUUCAAUGAUAUUCUGUAAUAUUUCAAUGAUAUUC